Molecule: messenger RNA, 983 nt
Organism: Botrytis porri
Lineage: Eukaryota; Fungi; Ascomycota; Leotiomycetes; Helotiales; Sclerotiniaceae
Exons: 2
Coding region: 277-531 (84 amino acids)
Source: RefSeq, a predicted model, not a curated record
AUAAUACAAUACAAUACAAUACAAUACAAUACAUUAAAGAUACAUUCAAUACAAUCAAUAUCCGGUUGAUCAAGUUUCAUACGACAAAUACGAUAAAUACGAUAAAUACUUUACAUAUCUACCUACCUUACUACACAAUUGAUUUGAUAUCUUUCAUCAAGAUUCAUAUCAAUAUCAAUAUCAGCCUCAACAUCAACUUCAUCACUUGAAGUCUCCAAUACAUCACAAUACAAUCAAUCAAAGAAUCAAAGAAUCACAUCUAAUAAACCAUUCAUCAUGGUUGCUGUUACUGGAGUUGUUACUGCUGGUGCCUCAGCACUCGGUCUCGCCGCCGCUCUCGCAUCCAUGCAUCUCCCCGCCAAAACCUAUCGCGUAGAACGCACUCGACGUCUCUCUCAACCUGCCGAUCAAGAUCAGGGUGAAAUGGCACGCUUAGCUUUGCAAAAAACAAACUCUGCGGGUUCUAUUACUGAGAAGACAAAGAGUGGCUUUCAACCGGGGAAGAAGGUUUUGGGUAGAGUUAAGGAGUAGAUGUUUUGAUGAUGAUGGGUUAUGAUAUGGAUAUGGAUUUGAUAUGGGUUAUGGUUACGGUUAUGGGAUGGAUGGAUGGAUAUGGGAACUGGUAUGGAUACUGGUAUGAACGGAUGGAUAUGGAUAUGGAUAUACUACUGAAAUCAUGAUACGAGCAGUUAGUUACCAGACUGACUUGACUAGAUUGGAAUAGAAUCUUCAUAAUCGUCAUGGAUUGAUAUGACAAAUGAUUAUGAUGGGAUCGGAUGGAGUUUUUUUGCUUUGGGUUACAUAUUAUCACAUACAUACUCACAUUACACACGAGAAGUCAACAUCUAGAAAUAGAUAGAUUUUCUUUCAUUUCGUGGUUUGAUGGACAUGGAAAGGGAUGUAUAUCUAAAUUUCGCUCUUUUAGGGUUAGAAAUUAGGAAUGAAGAAAAUGAAUUAUCAAUACUAUUUGAAGAUUUUCGGAU